UGUAGGAAGCAGCGGGCAGCAGCGGCAGCGUUACGAGGCAAAUCACAAAACGAGCAACUUUCACUGCCGCUGUGGCUAUUUUUGAUUUCUAUCCUGAGAACGGGCUUUUUUUGGUGCGUGAUGCCUUCCCCCCAACCCUUUCCAUACGACUGUUAGAAAUCUGCCCUCCCACCCUCCCUUCUCCCCGGCUCUCCGCCUUCCCCCCAAGAAGCGAUAACACCGCACCAUCCUCGCUCCGUUCCCGGCAGCUCACCGCGCUCCGCCAGGAGGUGAGCCGAGCGGGGGAAGGAGCGCUUGCAGGCGUGAGCAGGGAGCACCGCACAGCUGCCCGGCUGAGGCGGGCCCUCGCCGUUGCUUCCUCGUACCGCCGCAGUUGCGGUAUGAGGAACGGGGCCCGCGGCAGUUCCGAGCCGCGUCGCAGCGGCGGCAGAGUCCCCAGGAGCCCGGCCGCUGCCCGCAGAGCGCGGAGGGCCCUGCCCUGCACCUGCCUCGGCGGGCUGAGAGGGAGGAGGGAAGGAGGGAGGGAGGGAUGGAAAGAGGGAGGGGAGGCUCCUCUGUGCACGGGGAGAGGCUCCGGCGCUCAGCUGGGCGCAACCGGCAGCUGCUGCCGUGCUGCGCCGCGGGCGGUGGCGGCUCCCGGAACCGCAGCUUUCGGGCUCGGAGCUCAGCCGGGAAGUAGAGCAGAGUUUCGCUGCUUGCUUUUUCUUUUUGUUUUUCUUUUUUCUUUCUUUUUUUUUUUUUUUUGCUGACAGACCUUUUUUAUUAUCAUUCUUUUAAAUCCCUUCUCCCGCUCCCCCCGACUGCGGUGCGUGUGCCACCCGGGGAGGAUGCGCGCCUCCCCCAGCCCCUUCCCCGGCAGCUCCCUCCGCGGCGGCGGGGCGCGGGGGGCCGCAGGGGGCCGCGGGGUUGGGGGCGCCCUGGGCCGCACCUGUCCGCGCCGCACUGCGCCCCCGGGGCUCCGCCGCCUCUCCCCGCCGUCCCUCGGUGCCUGAGUGUCCGGCACCGCACCGCACCGCACACACGCCCGGAGACACUCACGCACUGACUCGCAGCACUCUGCCCAGGCUGCCGAGCAGCAACGCCAGCAGCCCCCUCCCUCCUUCCCACCUCCUCCCUCGCUCCCGCCCGCCGCUCUGGAGGAUGCCCGGGAGUGAUGCCCAGGAAAUCUAUGGCCAGGAUGAUGCCCACGUUUCUUUAGGGGAGAAACAACUGGCUUCUUGUAAAAGGGAGCCCAGGAACAAAAUAAGGUUCAGCGAGUUGUACAUGUUUUCAGCAGACAUGUCUGAUCUUUCCACCUGCAUAUCUGGAGUUGCUUUAUGCCUUUGCCAGUCUUUUCAGUAACCACUAAAGACUUCUUGAGGCUGAACACCGGAACAGAUGAGUUAAAUUCUUCUUGAAUAUUCUUUGUCAGAAGUGGAUGUACUGGACUUUCUGAAUGUGCAUAAGGACACAAAGAAUAUUCUUCAGGAUUUGAACUACAUGGGAAGAAAGGAUGCAACCAGAGCUAUCAUAAAGAUGUUGCAGUGCCUAGGGGAAAGUGGAUCCCGGAGAAGAGCAUCUGGCUCAGACUCAAUUUCAGUGAGAUCCAGACAAUACUGGUUGAAAGACAGAAAUGAUCCAGACAGCCAGUUUAACAAGAUUCCUAGGCGCAUGCCUUUGAGCAUCGGUUCAUCGUGUUCUCAAAGACUGAAGAAGUCCUGAAGAUUGAUGGAGGGCCAUGCUAUUCAAACAGCAGGUGUUGCUGAGACAGAAGCUCUUUGUGCUAGGCAGCCUUGCUAUUGGAAGCCUCCUAUAUCUAGUUGCCAGAGUUGGGAGCUUGGAUAGACUGCAGCCCCUCUGCCCCAUCGAUGGUCGAUUCGGACCCCGCAGCCAGGAUGAAAUCCCGCUGCGAGCUCUGCAGUUCAAGCGAGGGCUACUCCAUGAGUUCCGAAAGGGCAAUGCCACGAAGGAGCAAAUACGACUGCACAAUCUGGUUCAGCAGCUUCCCAAGGCCAUCAUCAUUGGAGUACGGAAAGGAGGCACACGUGCACUGUUAGAGAUGCUGAAUCUUCACCCUGCAGUGGUCAAAGCUUCUCAAGAGAUUCAUUUCUUUGACAACGAUGAGAACUAUGCCAAGGGGAUUGAGUGGUACCGGAAAAAAAUGCCUUUUUCUUACCCUCAUCAAAUAACAAUUGAGAAAAGCCCUGCAUAUUUUAUCACUGAGGAAGUACCUGAAAGGAUUUACAAAAUGAACUCAUCUAUCAAAUUAUUGAUCAUUGUCAGGGAACCCACCACAAGAGCUAUUUCUGAUUACACUCAGGUGCUGGAAGGCAAGGAAAGAAAGAACAAAACUUACUACAAAUUUGAAAAGCUGGCUAUUGAUACUAAUACCUGUGAAGUGAACACUAAGUACAAGGCAGUGAGAACCAGCAUCUACACAAAACACCUGGAGAGAUGGUUAAAAUAUUUCCCAAUUGAGCAGUUUCAUAUCGUAGAUGGAGACCGGCUCAUCACAGAACCACUGCCGGAACUCCAGCUGGUCGAGAAGUUCCUAAAUCUUCCUCCAAGGAUAAGUCAGUACAAUUUAUACUUCAAUGCCACCAGAGGGUUUUAUUGCUUGCGAUUUAACAUUGUCUUUAAUAAGUGCCUGGCAGGUAGCAAGGGACGCAUUCAUCCAGAGGUGGACACCUCUGUCAUUACCAAAUUGCGCAAGUUCUUUCAUCCUUUUAAUCAAAAAUUUUACCAGAUCACUGGGAGAACAUUUAACUGGCCCUAACUUAAACUUCAUACAACAUUUUCGGAUGCAUCUGAGACAUGCAGCAAUGUCUCUGCUAAAAUAUGCACUUUUCACAGACAUGGUAUCAAAGUAACAUUUUUCAUGCAUACGUGUACAUAUGCAAUGUGUGACCAAAUAUACAGUGGGAUCAAUUUUUUCUACUGAAUAGUAGCUAAAAUAAAUUUACCGUCAGCAUAGUUGCAUCUUUUAAGAUAUACUAAUGAAGGAAAAAGAGGUACGUAGGGAAAUAAAGUCAGACAGCAUUAAAAGGGUCAGUGUUCCUCUUGCUUGAAGUUUUUAUGUGACGUACUUAUUGAUCUAAGCAGAACGUCAGUUUAUGCCAUGCAAUUUCAUGUCAAAAGUCUGUGAAUCUGUGAGAAAGCAUAAUAUUCAGGCUAUAUUAGGUAUGUAUAUUGCUGAAGGAAUACUGACACUUUAAAUACCAUGCUGAAUUUUUACAAUGAGAGUGGAUAGUACUAUUUUCUUAUUAUUUGAAAUUAAUAUCUCAUUAAACUACAUUGGUUUGGAGUUCCUGUGGUGAGUUUGCACUAUUGUUUUAUUGUAUGGACCAUAGUGUCACUUGUAGCAUGUCAAUCAUGUGUCAAAAAAAGUCAAAUAACUUUUUCUUCUAUGAUUGAGUGUCGACAAAGACAAACAUCAUGUACAUAGUGUACAAUGUUUGUAAAUACUGGUUUCACACUAAGUAAUUCUAUUUUGUAAACUGAAUAUGGCUAUUUAAUUUAUUGUGAAAAUUAAAUUUAUUGUGGUAUUUAAAAAUGGAAUGGAUUAAAAUUACCUAUAUGUGCAA
Molecule: messenger RNA, 3563 nt
Organism: Numida meleagris (helmeted guineafowl)
Lineage: Eukaryota; Metazoa; Chordata; Aves; Galliformes; Numididae
Gene: HS3ST5
Product: heparan sulfate-glucosamine 3-sulfotransferase 5
Exons: 7
Coding region: 1718-2755 (345 amino acids)
Molecular function (GO): [heparan sulfate]-glucosamine 3-sulfotransferase activity
Source: RefSeq, a predicted model, not a curated record